Molecule: messenger RNA, 1530 nt
Organism: Drosophila subpulchrella
Lineage: Eukaryota; Metazoa; Arthropoda; Insecta; Diptera; Drosophilidae
Product: isovaleryl-CoA dehydrogenase, mitochondrial
Exons: 3
Coding region: 49-1311 (420 amino acids)
Biological process (GO): L-leucine catabolic process
Cellular component (GO): mitochondrion
Molecular function (GO): flavin adenine dinucleotide binding; 3-methylbutanoyl-CoA dehydrogenase activity
Source: RefSeq, a predicted model, not a curated record
GUGCCAACAGCUGAUCGGAAUUAGAUAAUAGUAUAGCUGACCCCCAAAAUGGCUCUAAGAUUUGUAGCCAAGUCAUGCAGAUCCUUGCUGCAACGUGGCGAUCGUCCUUCGUCCUGGACCCGCACCCUCGCCCACUAUCCCGUCAACGAUGCCAUGUUUGGUCUGGACGAGGAUCGCCAAAAGUUGCGGGAGGUGGCAUUCAAUUUCUUCCAGAAGGAACUGGCGCCUCUGGCCAAGGAGAUCGAUAAACUGGAUAACUUCAAGGACAUGCGACCCUUCUGGAAGAAACUGGGUGAUCUUGGCUUUCUGGGCAUCACGGCGGAGCCUGAUUUUGGAGGCACUGGGGGCAGCUAUCUGGACCACUGCAUCAUCAUGGAGGAGUUCUCGCGGGCUGCUGGAGGCGUGGCCCUUUCCUAUGGAGCCCACUCCAAUCUGUGCAUCAACCAGCUGACCAAGAACGGCACUCCCGAGCAGAAGGAGAAGUACCUGCCCAAAUUAUGCAGUGGUGAGCACAUUGGAGGACUGGCCAUGUCCGAACCAGGAGCUGGAUCCGACGUGGUAUCCAUGAAGCUGCGUGCCGAACGCAAAGGAGAUUACUAUGUCCUCAAUGGAUCAAAGUUCUGGAUCACAAAUGGAUCCGAUGCGGAUACUUUGGUGGUCUAUGCGAGGACAGGAGGUAGUGAUGUCCCGAACAAGCAUGGCAUUACCGCCUUCAUAGUGGAAACCGCCUGGGAGGGCUUCAGUGUGGCCCAAAAGCUGGACAAGCUGGGCAUGCGUGGCAGCAGCACCUGUGAGCUGGUCUUCCAGGAUCUGAAGGUGCCGGCCAAGAAUAUUCUAGGACAGGAAAACCGUGGCGUCUAUGUGCUAAUGUCGGGACUGGACUUUGAGCGGCUAGUUCUGGCCGCUGGACCCGUGGGUUUAAUGCAGGCUGCCUGCGACGUGGCCUUCGACUAUGCUCACCAGCGUAAGCAGAUGAAUCAGUUGAUCGGAGAGUUCCAACUGCUCCAAGGAAAAAUGGCUGAUAUGUACACUACGCUGAGUGCCUGCAGGAGCUAUCUGUACACGGUGGCCAGAUCCUGCGAUGCAGGCAAUCGCAGUCCCAAGGAUUGCGCCGGUGUUAUCCUCUACACCGCCGAGAAGGCCACCCAGGUGGCUCUGGAUGCCAUUCAGAUCCUUGGUGGAAAUGGUUACAUCAACGAUAAUCCCACUGGUCGCAUCUUGCGUGAUGCCAAGCUGUAUGAGAUUGGCGCGGGAACUUCGGAGAUCAGGCGCUGGCUCAUUGGUCGCCAGCUUAACCAGGAGUACAAGUAAAGGGAGGAGCUUGAAACCCAGAAACGCAUUUAUGGAAUUACAGCAGUGGCAAUUAUGUGGAUCAACUCUACUACCUGACAGACUAAAAGUUGCAUUUAUUUUUGUUUAGGAUUUAUAAAAUCAGUACGUUUUAACAAUGUUUAUAUGUGCUUUAAUAAAAGAUGAAAAAUCAGUAAAAAAAAAAACUUUGUACAUUAAAACCUUCAUCCAUUUAAAACU